AUGCGGAACCGGGUUCGUCUCGACCGCGUUUUCGAAUUUUCAAAAUCGAUCGUCUUCGGUUGUGUUCUGUUUUUACUGGCGAGUCGGAUAUCGGCACAAGAUGAAAACAAAACGUUCGAGAGUGUGUUUCGAUUGAAAAACAUCGAGUCCACGGAAAAUAAUGAGCCGUUUUAUACGGAAAAUAACGCGAAUCCGUCGGCGUACGAAUUUCUGGAAAGCCUGUCAGAGAUGGACGACCUCAACAACGGUGAAAAUCAUGAGGAUGAAGAAAAACCUGUCGAACCACCAUCCGAAAUCGAUAAUCCCACAGGAUCGAAAAUCGAACCGAAGGAGGAAAUCACAAUUUCUAAGGGUAUAAACGGUAAAAUGGCUGGAGGGAAAAUUGCAAAGUUUGUGAGAUACGAUUCGAAUGAACCGGAAGCCGACAGAUACGCGCCUCGAUCCUCCGAUUCGAUUCAAAACUACAUUAUAACCGAAACCAGGUUAAAGGAAAUACGAUCGCAGUUUAUGUAUUGGUACUUCGACAAGGGUGGUGACGAUGAUUUAGGCGAUUAUCAAAAAGACAUCCAAUCAUCGAUGCCGCAAAUACACAAAAGUUUCAACUUCCAGCUGCCAUUCUUUGGAUUUAGAUUAAAUUACACCAGAGUAUCCAUGAAUGGUUUCUUAGAAUUCAGCGACCCUCCGGUACAUUACACUUACCCUCUCGUGUUUCCCAUCAAAGAUUGGCCGAAAAAGAACGAUCCCAGUUUCAUAGGAAUAUUCUUUAGUAAAUGUCGCAUAGGAGAAGUCAGAAGGGACGAUAUCGAUCAGAGAACACCAGGAGUUUACUUCAGGCUCGAGAGAGAUUUGCAAAGGAGAACUGAUCAAUUUGGCGUGGAAAUGAGGGAGCGUUUGAAAUGGGACGUCCGCGAAGCCAUCAUCGGUUCAGACUCCUUUGAGCCCAAGCAUGCUGCUAUAGUCACGUGGAAGAACAUGUCGUUCGCCGGUGGUAUCGACAAUUCUCUUUACAAGACGAACACCUUUCAAAUGGUUUUAGCCACAGACGAGGUGUUUUCUUACGCGAUCUUCAACUACUUGAAUAUACAAUGGACCAGUCACACGGAAGCUGGCGGGGAUACUACGAACGGAGAAGGUGGUGUUCCAGCAUUUAUCGGUUUCAACGCUGGAAAUGGUACACAAGCUUACGAAUAUAAACCGUAUUCCCAAAUGUCGACGAUCCGCGACUUAACAGGAAGAGGAUGGGCGAACGGUUUCCCAGGACGACAUAUUUUCAGGAUAGACGAGAAGAUCAUGCUUGGAACUUGCAACAAGGAUAUUGCCGGAGCAAACUUGCCUCUUGUGUUCGCGCCGGAAAGCGGGAACAUGUUGGGCGGUACCAUUGUCAACAUCACCGGUCCGUGUUUCAACGAGUCUGAAAAAAUACGCUGCAUGUUCGAGAGCGAGUGGGUGCUCGGUACAGUGAUCGAUAGAAAUCGCGCGAUCUGCGUUCAACCGUUCGUGAAGGCGCAGGGAUACAUCAGAUUUGCGAUCAGCAUUGGCGAGAGCAAAACGUACGACUGGAAGGGGAAAUAUUUCAUCGAGACCCCGGCGACGGCGAUCGAAAGGAUCUUCGUUGAUAAUUCGAUCCACGAGCGCCAACCGGCAGAGAUAAAAAUCACGUGGAACCAAUACAAUUUGACCAGCAACUUGAACGCGGGCAUACAGAUAUCUUUGUGGGGAUACCGCGAAACCAAAACAACACCAGACUUCCAGUACAUCGCUACUUUGGAGUCCGCGUACACGAAUCUCGGCUACUACAUCAUCAGACCGGCUAAAUAUCGCGAUCAGAGCAAUCUCUACCAGCUGGACAUGAGCUUCGGAUUUAUCAUGCUAAAUUUGACGGAACCACAGCAGCACUCCGGCCUUAACAUUACACCGAGUCUCUGGAGUAGGCCAGUCCCAUUGGCGUGGUACUUUGGCCCGCAAUGGGAACGAAUGUACGGAUCGAAAUGGCCCCAACAACUUUGCGACAAAUGGAUCAUGAACGAUAGGUAUUUGAAGAAUUUCGCCGCGGAGAUAUCCCUGUGUCCGUGUUCGUUGAGGCACGCGUUGUACGAUAAAGGACGGUUCCUUCCGGAUUACGAUUGCGACAAGGACUCGAAUCUGGACUGUCUUUACAAUCAACACGCGCAUCACUGUGUGAGGACAGGCGCCCCGAAUAUGGACGGCUCCGAACAACAAUGUUGUUACGAUAAGAACGGCUACCUGAUGCUGACGUACGACCAGCAAUGGGGUUCGAGGCCUCAUCGAUCGCACAACCUUGGAUACUAUCCUUGGGACGAGGCGAACAAAGUUCCGACCCUUUCGAACUGGUACCACGACAUAAUACCUUUCUACAUGUGCUGCAUGUGGCAAGAGGAGCACGCAGUCGGUUGCGAAACGUUCAGAUACGAGAGACGGCCCAGUCAAGAUUGCGUGGCUUAUCAGUCCCCGGCCGUGGCGACGGUGUUCGGCGAUCCCCACAUAAUCACGUUCGAUAAUUUACAAUACACGUUCAACGGAAAAGGUGAAUUCGUCCUGGUGCGCGUGAACAACGCGAAGGACAAACUCGACGUGCAAGGCAGGUUCGAGCAACUACCGAACAACAUGUACGGCGAAGUGAGGGCCACGCAAUUGACGUCCAUAGCAGCCAGAGGAAACAACUCCAUCCCCAUAGAGGUCCGGGUGAGACCGAAACACGCCCAGUGGAGAUACCGUCUGGACGUCUUCGCGGAUAAUCGUCGAGUGUACUUCGACAGACCGUCCCUCAAGUUCCAACACUUCCCCGGAGUGGUCGUUUACACACCGACGUACAUUUUAAACCAGAGCGAAGUGAUAAUCAUGUUCGACACGGGCGCAGGCGUGGAAGUGGUCGAGAACGAGGGUUUCAUGACGGCCAGGGUCUAUCUACCUUGGACCUACUUGAACAAGACUACAGGACUUUUUGGUAAAUGGAACAUCGACAUCAUGGACGACUUGUUGACACCGGACGGUCAACAAGUGGCCUCGUCCAAUCUGAAUCACUUCGAAGCUGUGCACAAAGACUUUGCGUUAAAGUGGAUGCUGGAAGACAAGGAGGACGAUUUAAAAGGAGGGGCCCUGUUCACCAGAGAGUUCGGUAGAACCGCCAGUUACUAUUCCAAUAGAACAUUUGAACCUGAAUACCGAAAAACAGCCCAGGAAAUAUUGCCAUCUAACAGGUCGAUCGAUAUACAGCGAUCUUUGGAUCUCUGCGGAGACUCGUAUCAGUGCCAAUACGACUAUGCGAUGUCUCUCAAUCGGGAUUUAGCUCAUUUUACAAGAAACUAUUACGACACGUACACGAAGAUUAGAUACACUAAUUUAGACGACCCAGUGAUAACGUGCGGUGUAUUGGAGACGCCACGUUUCGGCCGAAAGAGUAAUUUCUUUUUCACGCCGGGCACGAGAGUGACCUUCGAGUGUAAUCAAGAUUUCACACUAAUUGGCGAUCAACGACGGAUAUGCACACCGCAGGGCCGCUGGGAUGUGCCUGAGUACGGAUACACGGAGUGUCUACGUCAGAUCGAGUAUGCUCAGCGUACAGCGUGGACGACAAUGGGUAUCAUUUGCGCCGUUUUAAUCCCAGUAACAGGAUGUGUCGCGGCCGCCUUUCUUUACAUAAGAAAGAAUCAGUCGCAGGGAGGUUCGGUAAAGUCGUGGCGUUAUUCUGUGCGCGAGUCUACCAUUGACAAUGAAUCAACAUUGUUGAAGCAAAACGUGCCAUUAAAAUCAUACGUUAGAGCGGUUUCGCCCGUUAGCGACACUAGUACCCUACCGAGUAGCGCCAAAAAACGUCAUAGCUAUGAUAAAGUCUAUCGUACCAAUGAACCCUUGCCAAAUAAACCGGAUGUCGAUUUCGAGGACAAAGACUGGGAUAUCAAAGAACCCAUUUCCCCGACAAAUUCGGAACACAGUACGACAGAGUCUAUUAGAAAAACUGGAAGUCCCACCAAAGAAAGCGACGUAUAAGAUUGUUUAGAAGAUUGAGAAUUUCUAAGAAAUAAUAAAAAUGUAGAGACAUUUUUAAAUAACUCUCAUGGGGUAUUUGACCAUUUCAAAAGUUCAUCAUUUACGCGUAUAAUUCUUGGAAGCGUCUCUUCCAUGACAAAUAUUUGUAAAUGUAUUACCCUCUCUAUAUCUCUCUGUCUCUCUCUAUCUGGGCGUAAUUAUACGCGUUUAUAUUUUCGGAAUAAUUCCGUGUCAUAUUGUACAAAAUAAACAUAAUUAAAUAUCAUUUACACAAAAGACAAAUUCGCCCGAUAGGUUACAUGUAGAUAAAAUUUCAUAUCAAACGUUAAUAACGUAUCGUUUCUUUAUCACGUAUAAAUUACAUCUUCUGUGUUUGCUGUGGAAUAGAAAUGUCCUUGAUUUUAUAAAAUUCUGUUCAUCGUCUAAUGUGCAGAAUACGAUAACCUUAAAUUAGAAAUGAGCU
Molecule: messenger RNA, 4471 nt
Organism: Colletes gigas
Lineage: Eukaryota; Metazoa; Arthropoda; Insecta; Hymenoptera; Colletidae
Gene: mesh
Product: protein mesh
Exons: 15
Coding region: 1-4008 (1335 amino acids)
Biological process (GO): cell-matrix adhesion
Source: RefSeq, a predicted model, not a curated record